AUGGCCUCCGCCGGAGAAGCCAUCUAUAUGACACCCUACUCGCCCUACCCUUCUCACCACCAGCAGGAUUCGGAUCUGAACAUGAACAGCUCCUGCUGCCGUUUCCUCUCAGCUUCCCCAAGUCACCAGUCACUUCGACGCCAGCGAUCCUCGUCUAUCCCUUCUAUUUGCUUUGACGGAUAUCUCGAGCACCUCCCCGUCGAGCCAAAGAAGAAACGCGAGUGCUCCAAUUACUACAACAAUCACCCCCGUCGCCAUUCUCGCGGCCCACGACGCACAAUGAGGUACUCUCGAGACAGUCAACUCGUUAAUCCUGACGUCAUCGACCGCUUGGACAGUGCUGGCUUUUAUCAGUAUCAUCAUGAAGGACCAUACGAUGCAGUAUACCCGGAGAGGAAUUUCGACAGCAAGCUGAGCCCCAUCGAAGCCGUCAAACGAACGAAUCAGGAAGCUUUGAAGGCCACCCCAGAGAAUAAGAUUAAAGACAGCAUUAACAGUCAUCGUCCUCUUGAUGGGGUAGCUUUCUAUCCACCUGGUACUACGGAUAGGGAAGGACAAACUUACGACUACGAGGAGGGUACCAAUAUGAUGAACGACUAUGGUAACUUUAUGCGCUGCCCCGGCUUGAAAUUCACCGAAGAGGACUUCAAGAAUGAUCCUUUCUACAACACGCCACAUCCAAAGCCAUUCGCCUCCCUCAGAAGGGUACUGAGCCUGCGUCGCCGAAACCGCAGGAGUACCCAGUGA
Molecule: messenger RNA, 747 nt
Organism: Aspergillus bombycis
Lineage: Eukaryota; Fungi; Ascomycota; Eurotiomycetes; Eurotiales; Aspergillaceae
Exons: 2
Coding region: 1-747 (248 amino acids)
Cellular component (GO): cytoplasm
Source: RefSeq, a predicted model, not a curated record